CACAGCGUCUUGUGACCAGUCUAUGCUUGUGACUCUACUCUGUAGGGCGGAGCUCGUUACCGUGCCGACACAGAAAUUACCGUGGCAACCACAGAAAUUCUGUCACGUGAAAACUAAGGCUGUGUGAUGUCAUAAUGCCAGAUUGUUGAAUCUUGAGUCAAACUAACCCAGAGGCAACACAUCGCUCAAAUACAGAGGACCAAACCAUCAGCUGGAUAUCACAGUCUUUGAUUUCACACAGGAGAUCAAGAUGGAAGUAACCCAGACAUACAGAGGUGAAGAUGUGGAAGCUUACAUUACUAAAUUGGAGAAAAAAAGAAAACACCAGGAGGUGACACUUCAAUUUUUGGAUGAACAAAUUGAGAGAAAGAAUGCCAUUCAAAAUGAAAGUACCGAGCUUAGACGUGAGCUUGCAAACAUAGAAAGGAAUAAAAACAACUUAAAAAACGCAAAGAGGGAAUUCAGUCAACUUGAGAAGCAGCUGAUUGUGAAAAAUGAUGCAGCUGAAAGGUCCAAGAAAAAUUUGGAAGUUUACAAAACACAGGCGAAAAAGCAAAGGGAGGAGAAGGAAAGAAAAAUCCAGAAAAAGAUUACUCGCAUCAAAGAAACACGCUGUGCUUUGGAAAAAGAUUACAAGCACCUGGAACAGACCAGUAACGUGAAGGAGACAGGGCUCAAGCAGGAGAUCAAUGUCCUGGAUCUUACAGUAGAGAAACUUACAAAGACAAACAGCAAUCUGGAGGAAAAUCAGAUCACUGCUAGUCUAAAAACUGAUGCAGAAAUAGAAAAGUUACUUCUGGAAGAGGAUAAAAGAUAUGAUGAACUGAAAAAACAGCUGGAGCAAGAGAGAGGCUGCAUACUCAAAGACCCUACAAUAAUUUGCAUUCAACUUCCGGACUCAAAGUCUGAUUUACACACGAAAAAUAAGAAGUUACAUGUCAACUUUGUUUCUAAGACCAUCCUUCUGGCCGACCAGUCUCGACUGCUGCAGAAUAAAGAUAAAGAAAUCUAUGCCCUGGAGAAGCAGUGUGAGGAGCUGCAGCACGAGGACUCAAAGCUCCAAACAUCUGAGGAGACACAGUUGAUUCCAGUGGAGCAGUGGGAGAACAGACAGCUGAGGGCAAAGGUUAAGGCCCUGACAGCUUCUAAUACUGCAUUACAAAACAAAUAUGAAGAGGACCAGCGUGUAAUUAAGGAGAUGUCUAUUGAGCUACCUAUCAUCAGAAAGCGGUACAUAAGAGAGAAAAUGCACAACCAAGAGCUUGGUGAGGCCUUGAUGAUGAUUGAAGGUACACAUCAGCCUGGAGAAGAAUCCGCCGCCGCCGCCCAGGUCCCACACUUUGGGAUGCAAAGGGUCAAACAGUGCCAUGCCAAGACGCUUGGUCUGGUCGGCCUUCCCCUCAGCUCCAGAAAGCCCAAGUUUGACUCCAAAGUUAUUCCACGUCCAGUAAACAAAAAAUAUGACAAACUAGUCCAACCCCAAGUGACAAGAAUGCGCAUCCCUUCGGCCAACAGGAAAUUGGGUGGAAAACCACCGCCCCUUCUUGACAAGUGCCAACAGGAGCAGCAUAAAUCCUUAAAGUUUAAACUGUUCUUAACCGAAACAGAAUGUUACCGGGAACAAAACUGACAGCCCCAUCCCAAAGAUCUAUUAAAGGGGGCUGAUAUCUGUGUGGCAGCCAGGCAGCUGGAGGGACCGUCAGCUGUAGGAUCUCUAAUCCUCCAUAAAACACUGACUGACAGCAGAGACAGCUGCCUGCCUGAUCUGCUCUGCUCUCCCCGGUCCUGCUGAUGAAAAUGUUCCAAAGCAGAGAGCCAGAAGAAAAGCAGACGAUGAUGGACGUACGUACGGGAUGCGUCGUCGUCAU
This is a messenger RNA of Notolabrus celidotus (New Zealand spotty), 1868 nucleotides long. RefSeq names its product cingulin-like. The record is from RefSeq and is a predicted model, not a curated record. The transcript has 2 exons. Bases 251 to 1630 code for a protein of 459 amino acids. NCBI's taxonomy places the organism in Eukaryota, Metazoa, Chordata, Actinopteri, Labriformes, Labridae.